Molecule: messenger RNA, 978 nt
Organism: Selaginella moellendorffii
Lineage: Eukaryota; Viridiplantae; Streptophyta; Lycopodiopsida; Selaginellales; Selaginellaceae
Product: probable protein phosphatase 2C 59
Exons: 1
Coding region: 1-978 (325 amino acids)
Biological process (GO): protein dephosphorylation
Molecular function (GO): protein serine/threonine phosphatase activity; cation binding
Source: RefSeq, a predicted model, not a curated record
AUGAAGCCGCUACUCUGUGCUCUCUUCAUGGUGAGUUCCCUAUACUUGUGCUAUGUCUUCCUAUUUGGCGAGCUGGCUAGUCAGAAUGGUCUCAAGGACAUAAAUUUUAGUGUAGACGGGAAAAACAGCUGGUCAUAUGGCACAGCAGGCAGUAGUGGUCACAGGUCUAAGCAGGAGGACAGAGUGCUGGUUGUUUCAAGCCAUGCCGACUUUGGUGUUUUUGGAGUGUUUGACGGCCACGGCAGUUCAGGGGCCAGUGACUUUGCAGCUAACACAUUCUACCCCGUCUUCUCCAGACGCCUCGCAGAAGGCCAGAGACUUGGCGAGGCCUUACAAAUGGCAAUCGAGGACGUGGAGAACAUGUUCAUGGAGAAGGCUCACAAGCAAGCAUGGUACUCCGGCUCCACAGCAUGCAUUGCAGUGGUCACUCCACAAGUGGCGAUGGUGGGAAACGUGGGCGACUCGAGAGCUCUGGUUUGUGUGGCACGGAAAAACUCAACAACGAAUUUGAUAGAAAUGGACAGCACUCAGCUCAGCAAAGAUCACCACCCGGAGUUGGCAGAGGAGAGGCGUCGGAUUGAGGCUGCCGGAGGCUUUGUCGAGUUUGGAAGAGUGAAUGGAGAGCUAGCAGUGUCUCGGGUGAUUGGAGACAUGGAAUUCAAAGCUUUUGGCGUGAGUGCACAAGCAGAUGUUGUGGAGUACAGGAUUGGGAACAGUAAUGAAGAGUUUCUGGUGCUUGCUUCGGACGGGAUCUUCCAGAGGAUGUCGAACCAGGACGUGUGCAACACAGUCAUCAUUGCUAGAGGAUCUGGAGCACUGGACCAUGAAUCGAGGAGUGGACUUUCUCAGGUGGCUGCUGUGAUGAUCGUGGAGGACGCACUUGAAAGUGGGAGCAGUGACAAUCUCUCGGUCAUUGUUGUUCCUCUCGUGGGAGAGAGUGAGCAUAACAACAAUAAGCUUUCAGUGACUUUUCAUUAA